This is a messenger RNA of Leguminivora glycinivorella, 784 nucleotides long. Its product is annotated as adenosine 5'-monophosphoramidase HINT3-like. NCBI's taxonomy places the organism in Eukaryota, Metazoa, Arthropoda, Insecta, Lepidoptera, Tortricidae. The record is from RefSeq and is a predicted model, not a curated record. The transcript has 3 exons. Gene Ontology annotation, molecular function: catalytic activity. The coding region runs from base 39 to 470 and encodes 143 amino acids.
CACUGAAUUUACAGAUUUACACCAAUAUUCUAUUAAAAAUGGCGGCAGCAGCCCCCGAAGCCCCAUCUAGAUCAGCUUGUAUAUUCUGUAAUAUUGUUAACAAGCUAGAAAACACAGAAAUACUAUACGAAGAUGAAGACGUUUGCGUUUUUCGCGACAUAAAACCAGCAAGUCGUUUCCACAUUUUGACCAUUCCAAAAAGACAUAUAGAAGACGUUAAAGCCUUAACAGCAGCUGAUAAAGACUUAGUUGAAAAGCUGCUAACCAUAGCCAAAGAGAUGUUGUCCAAGAACAGCCUGUCGGAAGACGAGGCCCGGUUUGGGUACCACUGGCCACCGUUCCGGAGUGUGAAGCACCUCCAUCUGCACACUAUAGCUCCGGAGAGUGAAAUGGGGUUCAUCGGCAGACUGAUAUUUUUUAAGGACUCCUAUUGGUUUGUUUCGCCUAACUACGUGAUGUCAAGACUAUGACGGAGCUAUUAUAAAUAUUCCAUGCACCUGAGCAUAGUACAGGAGAAUUGCCUUAUUAGGGGACAGCUUGUCAUUUGAUUUUGAGCCCGGGAAAGGUGAACAGCCUGGCAUAAAAGAGUAGACAAUAGAGGGCGCCACUGUCUAUGUAAACCGUUUUGCAUGUGGCAACUAUGGAGUCACUUUUCUUUGAGGUGUUGCUAUGAUAAAAAAAAAAUAGGACCAUUUCUACUCUUUUCCAUGUACAGCAGUGGCGGCUGGUGAAAAUUUCUGCUAGGUAACACCAAAGCAAAAAGAAACCUACCUUCAACAUUAGG